Micropterus salmoides (largemouth bass) is the source of this 2653-nucleotide messenger RNA. It is a transcript of the gene eif4ebp2, whose product is annotated as eukaryotic translation initiation factor 4E binding protein 2. The transcript has 3 exons. Gene Ontology annotation, cellular component: cytoplasm. The coding region runs from base 178 to 522 and encodes 114 amino acids. NCBI's taxonomy places the organism in Eukaryota, Metazoa, Chordata, Actinopteri, Centrarchiformes, Centrarchidae. Gene Ontology annotation, molecular function: eukaryotic initiation factor 4E binding. Gene Ontology annotation, biological process: negative regulation of translational initiation. The record is from RefSeq and is a predicted model, not a curated record.
UCCUGCCUUGCUGAGGGAGGGGACGGUGCUGACGGCUGGGAGGACGAAAGGAAAGACAAGAAAGCUUUCGGGAAGAUAUAAGAGAGUGGGGAACGGCCCGGGUUUCCACCGUCCGUCGGGAAAUAAACAUCCCAGUUUUCUGUAGCUGCUGGAUUUGUCACCGAAUUGGCGCUGAAAAUGUCGACCAGUCGUCAGCUUAGCGAGAGCAGGGCCAUCCCGACCAGGACGGUGUUGAUCAACGACACAACGCAGCUACCUCAUGACUAUUGCACCACCCCUGGAGGCACUUUAUUCUCUACCACUCCCGGGGGAACCCGGAUCAUCUAUGACCGUAAGUUCCUCCUGGAUAGGCGCAAUUCUCCCAUUGCCCAGACUCCCCCAGCUCACCUGCCCAUCAUCCCUGGAGUGACUAGCCUAAAUGUCCUGAGUGAGAACCGGAAGAAUGAAGCCAACAACCACAUCAACAACCACGAUGGCAAGCCCACAACCGGUGAUGAUUCUCAAUUUGAAAUGGACAUCUAACAGACUGGAACCACACCAGCAAAAGCAAAUGACCUGGCAUCACACGUGCCAGUGGCUUGGCUUGUAGAAACCGAUGUUGUGAGCCCUCAUGGCAGCCAUCUUCUUUAGCUCUCUGUCUCGCUGCUGGUUGUAAUGUGUGUAAACCAUGGGGAUUCAGUAUCUUAUACAUCUAGGUACAGUGUGGCCAACCCUGGAAACUAGGCUUAUUUAUAUAGAUUUCCAUGGUGACCAGUCGCUGUACAAAUCAAAAAUCACAAGGGAGCGGGCCUGAAUAUUAUGUUCCCAGACACAUUGUCCAAUUAGUAGAUUGCAGUGCUCAUCUUACAGCUUUCUGCGAGUCAGGAUCCUUAACAGAGCACACUGUAAAACUGAUAAUAUUCCAAGUUAAUUGGGGGAGGAAGUGGUCAUUUUUAGUACGGGCCUUAGAAUCAGUCAAAAGCUUUGAUAUUCAUCACAGUCUUUGGUUUUGAAGACCCUUGUAAGCACGUUUAUUUAAGUAAUUUUUUUUUCUUUUUGGUUUUUGGAACUACUUGAAAAGCCCCACAGUCUAUUAUCGGUUGUUAGUUUCCCGUGAUGGUAAGUAAAGGGAUGCUGUGGUUUUUGUUUUUUUUUUUCAAUUGGGUGAAGAUUUCAUGCCAUUCCAAGAUUUUAGUUUCCAGUUUUAGUUAUAAGCAUGCACGAGUUUUCAAUUUUCAGGGGAAAACAUUUUUUUAAUGAAUUUUAGUCCGCGAUUUCAUUGUUUUUGUAAUCAAAUGAUUGUAUUUCCCACUAUUAUAUAAAUCUGAAAAAUUGAAAAGAAGCUUUUUGUUUUAGAAUAAAUUUCAGUACAGAAUUAACAAUAUCAAGCUACUCGAUUCAUCACUAUCAUUACCUUUGCCAUAAAUCCAUUUAUGCAUUUCUCUCCUGCCAAGAGAGGUAAUAUCUCCAGAUUUGAUGGCUACUUUGGUUUGUUGUGUUGGCAGGAGCUCUCUCUUCAUAAUUUGAUCCAUCCUGACAUCUGUCGGGUGUUUUUGAAUAUCCAUACCGGAUAUACAUUUAGAUUAAUGUGGAAGUGGUUAAGACCCCAUUUGUAAUUUUUGGGGUGAAAUACAAGAAGAUUUUUGAAAAACUUGAAAAAAUCCAGAUGUUUUAUAUGCAUUUUAUUUUUUAAUACAGUUUCUUAGAAUUGAGGGUAUUGGUUUAAACACGGUCAAGCCUUUGGAUUUGUUAUAAGUGUCGAGGAAAUAGAAGACAUUGUUUGCAUCAGGCUUGAUGGAUGCUAACCCCUUAAUCUACAAAUUUGUCCCCAGUGUCCUUACUCCACAUUACACAUUACCUUAUUAUUUCCAUGUGUCAUGUCUGCCCAUGCCUUACUUGACAUCAGAUGCAGUAACUAAAACUAGGUUUUUUGUCACCAAUUUGUACUUUCCAACAGAUGUUUAUUUUUUCACUGUAACACUGAACAGGUAACAUUGUACUUAGAAAUUAAGCCAAACAAAUACUUGUUGAGAAAAUGUGGGGGGUUUUCUACACAAGUUCCUUCCUCAAGCAGCUGUGAAGUUGGAAAGUGACUGUGUACAUGUCAUAUUGGGAUUCUGAAAUUCAGAUGCUGAUGUGAUUAAAAGAGUGCCACAUGCUCACUUAGUUUUGUUUUGUUUUGUUUUGUUUUGUUUUGACCCCACAAUCCUACUUCUGUCUGCUAGUUGUACUCUGUCCAAAUAGCAGCUCCGAACUUGGCAAACAAAUCACCAUGAAGUUCCUGGUUUUCAUUCAUACCAUAAUAUAAUUUUUCUGUAUGACUGGAACCACUGAAUGGCUGAAAAUUAUGUCUAUCAAAGAUUAGAUUUUUUUCUGUUUGGCUUUGUAAUUAAUUCUGGCCAGGUUUGGUGACAAACACAUUGAGGGGUUGCUUGAAACCAAUUUUCAUUGCACAUUUUUGCGAUAAAACUCUACAUUACAGCAUCACAAUUCAGAUUUCUUUCAAAUCAGUUUGGUUUGACAACGAGGGCUUAACAUUGUGGGUUGAAGGAGAUUUGAAACAAACUUACUGUAACUUUCUGUUCUGAUUUUAAAUAAUCUUUAUUUUAAAUUAAAUUCCAAUGCCAGUGGACACUGUUGCUGCAAGAUCAAUAAAGUUCUGUAACAAAGAAAA